AUGGAGGAGGCUGAGGAAAUCCUCCUGCAGCUUCAGAAGGACAACAGAGAUGGACGGCUCCGGAAGCAGGAGCUGGAGGAACUGAUGAAGAUUCUGGAGACUGAGAGUGAGAACCUAUUUCUGACGCUGAAGAGCCUGAGGGAGCGAGAGCGCAGCCUUCAGCGGAGGCUGAACCAGGCCGCCGGAGCCCUCCGCGGGGAAGCCGAGGACGCGGUCAAGAGCCGGGCGGCCCAAACGCUGGCGCUCAUCGCGGACGCUGCGGAGCAGAAGCUCCUCCUGGAGAGGAACAAACAGUUACUCCAAGAAGAAUGGGAAGAACUUUCCAGCCAGCUCUUCUACUACGGCGGAGAGCAGCAGUGCCAGCGGAGGCAGCACCGGCGCCUGCAGGCUGAGCUGCUGGGCCUACAGAAACAGCUGGAGAUCAUGGAGUCGAGAUGUGCCCUGCAGGCGGAGGAGAUCCAGAAGGGCGUCACGCAGAAGGAAGAGGCUUGGGCCAGCUUCCAGGAGCAGAGCGGGGUUCUCCAGGAGCUCCAGACUAAAGUGAUGGAAGUGGCCUCCGUCCUGGACACGCCUCGAGAAGAGCAGGAUCUGAUCCUGGGGCAGGUUUCCCCCAUGGCUGAAACCCCAGGCUCCCUCAUGGAGGAGGUGGCUGAAGCCAACUGCGAAAACAGGCGGCACAGCCCUGGGCAUCUCUCCAGCCUCAGGCUCCUGGCCAUCACAGCGCUUCCGUUGCUGCUGCUUUUCUGGUUCCUGAGCCUGCCCCUGUUCUAUCUUAACCUGAUCAACCCCAAUGCCAUCAGAGAGGCCCUUCCUCGCCUGUGCUCUCGGGGCACCUUCCGCCGAUUGAGAUACACCCUCUCACCGCUGCUUGAACUCCAGACCAAUAACCUGCUGCCCACUUAG
Dromiciops gliroides (monito del monte) is the source of this 903-nucleotide messenger RNA. It is a transcript of the gene TMEM191C, whose product is annotated as transmembrane protein 191C. Lineage: Eukaryota; Metazoa; Chordata; Mammalia; Microbiotheria; Microbiotheriidae. The record is from RefSeq and is a predicted model, not a curated record. The coding region runs from base 1 to 903 and encodes 300 amino acids. The transcript is spliced from 10 exons.